AUCUGCUUAUCCCUUUUCCUACUUACACACAGACACAAACAGGCUUCAACUGUGAGUGUAAAAGUCAGAAAAGCAGUAGUUAUGUAGGCCUACAAUAUUAAGUUUUCUUUAAAAGAGUAUCAAUUAAAGCUCUACUGAACAGAAUCAACAUGUCGGGGGCUCCUGAUCAUCACCCAUCACUCGGCUGUGACUGUCCCUUUAAGAAAAUGCACUUGCAGCCAUUUUCUGCUCUUUGUGUGGGGUGGUUUAGCACUAGGUAGGUACUGAGCGAAACUGGAGCAUCAGUCGGCACAGAAGGCAAGAAAAAAAUCCCCAGAACCACUGGAUCGCCGUCGCAGACCGCGACACUGUCCGCCAGUCUUUGUGUAUCACCGGACAGACAUGCAAUUUACAGACUGGGGUGUUGUGUGAGUGACACUUAGUUACCAUGACGACCCAUGUGACCCUGGAGGAUGCUCUUUCCAAUGUGGACCUGCUGGAGGAACUGCCCCUCCCCGACCAGCAGCCAUGCAUCGAACCCCCUCCCUCCUCUAUCAUGUACCAGGCUAAUUUUGACACCAACUUUGAAGACAGGAAUGCAUUUGUGACCGGCAUCGCCCGUUAUAUAGAACAAGCCACAGUCCACUCCAGCAUGAAUGAGAUGCUUGAGGAAGGACAUGAGUAUGCUGUAAUGCUUUACACUUGGAGAAGCUGCUCUAGAGCCAUUCCUCAGGUGAAAUGCAACGAGCAGCCCAACAGAGUAGAGAUCUAUGAGAAAACAGUGGAGGUGUUAGAACCCGAAGUGACAAAGCUCAUGAAGUUCAUGUACUUCCAGCGGAAAGCCAUAGAACGAUUCUGUAGCGAAGUGAAGCGCCUGUGCCAUGCCGAAAGAAGGAAGGACUUUGUAUCCGAGGCCUAUCUGCUCACUCUGGGAAAAUUCAUCAACAUGUUUGCAGUGCUGGACGAACUGAAGAACAUGAAGUGUAGCGUCAAGAAUGACCACUCUGCCUACAAAAGGGCAGCUCAGUUCCUGAGGAAGAUGGCCGACCCUCAGUCCAUUCAGGAGUCCCAGAAUCUUUCCAUGUUUUUAGCCAACCACAACAGGAUCACUCAGUGCCUGCACCAACAGUUGGAGGUGAUACCUGGCUACGAGGAACUUUUGGCCGACAUCGUCAACAUCUGUGUAGACUAUUAUGAGAACAAGAUGUAUUUGACACCCAGUGAGAAACACAUGCUGCUUAAGGUGAUGGGUUUUGGUCUGUACCUGAUGGACGGGAACGUGAGUAAUAUCUACAAACUAGAUGCCAAAAAGAGGAUCAACCUGAGCAAAAUUGACAAGUUCUUCAAACUUCAAGUUGUGCCGCUCUUUGGAGAUAUGCAGAUAGAACUGUCACGUUACAUUGAGACAAGCGCUCACUACGAAGAAAACAAAUCCAAGUGGACGUGCACCCAGAGCAGCAUCUCGCCGCAGUACAACCUGUGUGAGCAGAUGGUGCAGAUAAGGGAGGACCACAUCCGUUUCAUUUCUGAGCUGGCGCGCUACAGCAACAGCGAAGUGGUGACGGGCUCAGGCCUGGACAGCCAGAAGUCUGACGAGGAGUACAGGGAGCUGUUUGACCUGGCUUUGAGGGGUCUGCAGCUGCUGUCCAAGUGGAGCACGCACGUCAUGGAAGUUUACUCGUGGAAGCUGGUACAUCCCACGGAUAAAUUCUGUAACAAGGACUGUCCAGGCACAGCGGAGGAGUACGAACGGGCCACGCGUUACAAUUACACCAGUGAGGAGAAAUUUGCCCUGGUGGAGGUCAUCGCCAUGAUCAAAGGGCUGCAGGUUCUGAUGGGCCGAAUGGAAUCAGUGUUUAACCAGGCCAUCAGGAACACCAUCUACGCAGCGCUGCAGGACUUUGCCCAAAUGACCCUCAGAGAGCCUCUGCGCCAGGCUGUGCGCAAGAAGAAGAACGUCCUCAUUAGCGUUCUCCAGGCCAUUCGAAAGACCGUCUGUGACUGGGAGGGGGCGAGGGAGCCUCCUAAUGACCCCUGUCUGAGGGGAGAGAAGGACCCAAAAGGUGGAUUUGACAUCAAAGUGCCCCGCAGGGCUGUAGGACCCUCGAGCACACAGCUGUACAUGGUGCGCACUAUGCUGGAAUCACUGAUUGCAGACAAGAGUGGGUCUAAGAAGACUCUCCGCAGCAGUCUGGAUGGACCCAUAGUGGUGGCCAUAGAAGACUUCCACAAACAGUCCUUCUUCUUCACGCACCUGCUCAACUUUAGCGAGGCCCUGCAGCAGUGCUGUGACCUGUCCCAGCUGUGGUUCAGAGAGUUCUUCCUGGAGCUGACCAUGGGCCGCAGAAUCCAGUUCCCAAUCGAGAUGUCCAUGCCCUGGAUCCUCACCGACCACAUCCUGGAGACCAAGGAGCCCUCCAUGAUGGAAUAUGUGCUGUAUCCUCUGGACUUGUAUAAUGACAGCGGCUACUACGCUCUCACAAAGUUCAAGAAACAGUUCCUCUAUGAUGAAAUCGAGGCAGAGGUGAACCUCUGCUUUGACCAGUUUGUCUAUAAGUUAGCAGAUCAGAUAUUUGCCUACUACAAAGCAAUGGCUGGAAGUGUUCUCCUAGACAAGCGCUUCAGAGCAGAGUGUAAAAACUAUGGCGUGAUCAUCCCUUACCCACCAUCGAACCGCUACGAGACCCUGCUUAAACAGAGACAUGUUCAGCUGCUAGGUCGCUCUAUUGACCUCAACCGUCUGAUCACCCAGAGGAUCUCAGCAGCGAUGUACAAGUCUCUGGACCAUGCCAUCAGCCGCUUUGAGAGCGAGGACCUCACUUCCAUAGUGGAACUGGAGUGGCUGCUGGAGAUCAACAGACUAACCCACCGACUCCUGUCCAAGCACAUGACUCUGGACAGCUUUGACGCCAUGUUCCGCGAGGCCAAUCACAACGUCUCUGCUCCCUAUGGACGAAUCACACUUCACGUCUUCUGGGAGCUCAACUUUGAUUUCCUCCCCAACUAUUGCUACAAUGGAUCCACAAACCGCUUUGUACGUACAGCCAUUCCCUUCACCCAAGAGCCUCAAAGAGACAAGCCAGCCAAUGUGCAGCCUUACUACCUGUAUGGGUCCAAGCCUCUGAACAUUGCCUACUCCCACAUAUAUAGCUCCUACAGAAACUUUGUUGGCCCGCCUCACUUCAAGACCAUCUGCCGUCUCCUUGGUUACCAAGGAAUUGCUGUAGUGAUGGAAGAGCUGCUUAAGAUAGUCAAGAGCCUGUUACAGGGCACCAUCUUGCAGUAUGUAAAGACACUGAUAGAAGUCAUGCCCAAGAUCUGCCGCCUACCCCGCCACGAAUACGGCUCCCCAGGUAUCCUGGAGUUCUUCCACCAUCAGCUCAAGGAUAUCAUUGAGUAUGCUGAGCUGAAGACGGAUGUCUUCCAGAGCUUAAGGGAAGUGGGAAAUGCCAUUCUCUUCUGCCUGCUCAUCGAGCAAGCUCUGGUGUCCCAGGAAGAAGUGUGCGACCUGCUUCAUGCCGCCCCCUUUCAGAACAUUCUGCCCAGAGUCUACAUCAAAGAGGGAGAACGUCUGGAGGUGAGGAUGAAAAGGUUGGAAGCAAAGUAUGCCCCUCUCCACCUUGUGCCUCUGAUUGAGAGGUUGGGAACCCCACAGCAAAUUGCCAUUGCCCGUGAGGGAGACUUACUGACCAAAGAGCGUCUGUGCUGCGGCCUUUCCAUGUUUGAGGUCAUCCUGACACGCAUCCGUAGCUUCCUGCAGGAUGGGGUGUGGCGCGGGCCACCGCCCACCAAUGGUGUCAUGCACGUUGAUGAGUGUAUGGAGUUCCACCGUCUGUGGAGUGCCAUGCAGUUUGUCUACUGCAUCCCGGUGGGCACAAACGAGUUUACAGCUGAGCAGUGCUUUGGAGACGGGCUGAACUGGGCCGGCUGUGCCAUCAUUGUGCUGUUGGGCCAGCAGCGUCGUUUUGACCUCUUCGACUUCUGCUACCACUUGCUCAAAGUCCAAAGACAAGAUGGCAAGGAUGAGAUCAUCAAAAAUGUGCCCCUGAAGAAGAUGGCAGACCGCAUUAGGAAGUACCAGAUUCUCAACAAUGAGAUCUUUGCUAUCCUCAACAAGUACAUGAAGGCGGUGGAGACAGACAGUUCCACUGUGGAGCAUGUUCGCUGUUUCCAACCUCCUAUACAUCAGUCCCUGGCUACCACCUGUUGAAAAAAGACCCUUCACACAUAGUGCACACACACUCAAACACACACACACACACAUUCCCCAUAGCUGUGAUACUAAUUUUUGCCUCUUGCUGGUCUUGUAGAGGUAUACCUUACCACUAUGGCUUCACACUGGCUGUAGGAAUCCAAAGACAUAUCCUCUCAAACUGUUCCUUUCUCUGAAAUGUGACUUGUCUUUGGAUUCUUUAAACCCACAGAAGUGGACCAGAAAUGAGGUGGAGGUGUAUAUUCACCCCUUUAUUUUUUAUUUUGCUACCUGUGUGGCCCGUACUCAGACUCAUGCAUGCCCUCUCUUGUUCCUUCAGCUGCACACGUGGAUCCAUCCACUGACACAACUGCCAAAAAAAGUAUCUCUAUUCUCUAAUCUGGAGCUCUAUGGGUCCACUUGUUUGAAGUUACAUCUCUUCAAAGUUGUAAACACAUAGAAUUUGCGAUCAAAAGCUGAGAUAAAAGUAAAUCCAACAAGGUUUAAAUAAAAUGAAAAACAAAUGAAGUGAUCUACUACAGCUACUAACAGAAAUAGCACAGGUAUCAGUAUAUCUGUGCUAUCAUUACCCAUGUAUUAUGAGUCAGACCUGUUCAGAUCUUUAACUCAGUUGUAUAAUCAUAUGGUCUGCUGAUGUUCUUCAUACAUAGUGCCCAUCAUGAUGCAUUUAAAUACUUCAUUUCAAAGGAAUGAGUCCCACUUUUGAUUUUGCUCCUAUUUAUCUUACCCACAAUCAUUUUUUAUUUUUUGCCUUCCCCGGACACAUUUUUAAUUGGUACCAGUUCCACUGUAAAUUUCACUGUUGAACAGAGUAAAGUGUGUUGUAAUUGUAAUUGUUCUUGUUUUUAAUGAUUAAUAUUUUAAUUUACACAUCCUUGGUAUACUUGCCUCUCUGUACUGACUGGAACCUCAUCUUUUCUCUUUUUUUGUCUGUUGGAAAGAUUUUUUAUAUUCUGUACAUGAUUACAGUGAUAUUAUUUACAGUUUGCAAAAGACACAUUUUCAGCCAGGUAAAUGUGUUUGCUUUUUCAAGACUAAAAACAAACAAACAAAAAAAAAUGAGUAGAAAAUACCUCUAGGUUGUAUAAAGACAGUGCUGUACUAGAUUAACCUGGUUUGAGUGUGAAUGGGUGAUUUUGAUUUUGCAGGCAAAACAUCAUAACUAAAAUGUCAGUUAUAUUAAAGGGCAGUUUCCUAAAUAUAGUCAGUAUUUACUAUUGUUGGAGCUUUGCUUUAGAUUUAGCAGUGUUAACAGAAUAUGCAAAAAUUGUCCCCAUUUUUUUCAUAUGAAGGAGAACAAAUGAUUAAGUAACCCUCUUCAAAUAGCCCUGUGAUCUUUUUCUGCUCUGUUUUCAAUUGAGUAAUUUUCUUUUGUAACUCCAGUGUCUUUUUAUCAUAUUUAUUCAACUCUGACUUUUGUUCUUUUAAAGGUUAAUCUAGUAAAAAUGAAGGUACCAAUGUAUCAUCUUGAAACCUUAGCAUGGCAAGUGUAAUUUAUUGUCAUCAAUGGCUCCAUUUGUGACAUGAGGCUUUGUUUAUGAUAUUGUUGUACAAGUGAUCAUGUUUUCAAGUACAAGAAAUGGAAAAAAAAGAGUAUAAAAUGAACAACAAUGGUCCUGCAGAGGAUUUGAAAUAAUGUUGUAUUUCCAUGAAAUAAAAAAUGUUUAACUGGAAAAACUGU
Monopterus albus (swamp eel) is the source of this 5873-nucleotide messenger RNA. It is a transcript of the gene cyfip2, whose product is annotated as cytoplasmic FMR1 interacting protein 2. Gene Ontology annotation, molecular function: small GTPase binding. The record is from RefSeq and is a predicted model, not a curated record. Gene Ontology annotation, biological process: regulation of actin filament polymerization. The transcript is spliced from 30 exons. The coding region runs from base 428 to 4189 and encodes 1253 amino acids. NCBI's taxonomy places the organism in Eukaryota, Metazoa, Chordata, Actinopteri, Synbranchiformes, Synbranchidae.